AUGUAUACACAAAAUGAGGAACAAUGGAAGGAAACAGAUGAUUUGGGCUGUAGCGAAUAUCGGCGACGUGUGACGCAUGAAGAUAUUUGCAAUUGCGACACUUCAUUACGAUCAUCAACGUCGCAAGAUUGGCGAAAAUCAACAGAUUAUUGCGCUGGAUACAACGAUUAUGCUACCAUACAUCCGUCAAAUCUUUGGUUUCAAAACGAUCUCAGAGGACGCAGUAGACAACGAUAUUGUCAAAAUUCAAAUAAUUGUUGCAAUUUCUGCGAUUGCUAUUGUCGCAAUCAACAACGCUGUCGUAAAAGUCGCAGUGAAGCAAUUCAUAAUCGUCGCAAACGUUGGAAUGCUUCUGAUUCAAUGCAUCAACAUUCAGGUCAAUUUAUGAAAAGCUCAGAAAAUCUUCGAACAAUUCCCAUUAUUCCAAUGCGAUAUACUCCAACAUUAUCCACAAAAAAAUCAUCAAAUUUUCAAGCAAAUAAUACGAUCAAUCUCGACGAUAAUUCAAUACCAAUAACGAUGACAACAACGAUGACAACAACGACGACAACAACGACGACAACAACGAUGACAACAACGACGACAACAAUGACGACAACAACAACAACAACACCUUAUUAUGGGCCAUUUUUGGCUCGUAAAAUAAGAAUUACACCAGCAUUAAUUGAAAAAACACGAUCAUUUCAUGAAUGCUAUUCAUCGGAACGAAAAUAUUUCAAUGAAAUUAAAACAAAUGAUCAAUGUGAUAAUGUUAUCAAACAUUUAUCAGAUGUGACAACAACAAACAACAAAUCAGCGAUAUCUGAUGCAUCUCCGAAUAUUAUCACCAAACAUAUAUGCAGUGAAUUUGAUGAAAUACCAUUAUAUGCAACAAAAAAUUCUAACAUUAACAAUGAAAUGAAUUCAUUAUCAGCAACAAAUUUAUCACCAUUGAUAAGCAUUGAUAAAUUUGAGCAAAUAACAGGAAGAAAUACAAUUAUGGAUGAAAAUAAUUAUGCAAAUGGACGUGAAGCAUUAAUGGAAGGAUUGGCAUUGCUAAAAUAUCGAAUGAAAGAACACGAAAAACGAUUAACAUUAUCGCAUCAAAAUAAUGAAAUGAAAUUAUAUUCAAAAAAAAAUUCCGAAAUUCGAGAAUAUUUGCAUGAAAAAAUGCAACAAUUUGCAAUAAAAAAAAUUGCAAAUUAUUGGUAUAAAAAAACAUUUAAAAAAAAUGAACAAAUGGAAAAAUUUUCACAAAAAUUACAUCCAUUAGUGAGCAUUGAUAAGCAAAAAAUUCACACUGAUAUAAUGAAAAUAAAAUCAAAAAAUGUUGAAAAUACCACAUCUAAUGCUAUUAUUGAUAAUUCUACUACUGAUAAUGAUAAUAAUGAUGAUAGUAAUCAAUCAGAAUUUAUCACGGAAAUACGUCAAGUACGCGAGAAAUUACGAAAAAUAUCUGAUAAUUCUACACUGAUUGUUGAUAAUAAAAAUGGAACAAAGAAUGAUAUAACAUCAAUUAAUGAAGAGAGUAAAAUUGGCGCAAAAGAAUUAUCACCAAAUUCGCAUGAAAUUUUCAGUUCAACUUAUUCAGCACAACAAUCAAUUGCUGAUAAUCGUAGUGGAAUUGAUAAAAAUUUUAAACUAUCUAAACUUGCACCAACUUUUCAUAUUACUGGUAAAACAGAAAGUAAACCACAUAAUACAGCAUUACCAACUGCGCCAACUGCUACCGCAAUUAUUACUUCAACUUUUGAUGAUGAUGAUUCAUCGAAAUGUAAAUUAUCAUCGAUGUACAAUGGACGAAAAUAUGAAACAAUCACUGCUGAAGUGUACAUUCGAAAUCCGAUGAAUUUGAAACCAACAAUAAUUAAUAUUUCAACAAGCGAUGAAAAAAUGAAGAAACCAUAUUGGAUGGUAUUAAAUACAUAUGAGUCACCGCCUGAAAUGAAACAGAAAUUAUCUGAACGAAAUAAUGCAAAAAUUUCAAUUUCAUUUGAUUCUAAAUUAGAAUCAAAAAGUGAUCAUAUAAUUAAAACUGAAAUUGAUACAACAAUUCAAUCACAAAUUGUCACUAAAUCAAAAAUCUCAGAUAUCAAGGAUGCUUUAUCGAAUGAUUUUCAAACUUUAGUAACAAUGAAAACGGAUGAAAUUUGCAAAACUCACCAUACCAUAGCAUUUGAACCACUGAUAACAACUGAUAAUGAACCAAUGGAAAUUUGUCGACGUGGUUUUUCAAUAUUUUUCAUCUUUCAUUACAAUAACAAACCGCAGAUUUUGCAUAAUCUUUCAAUUCUUUUUAAAAAUGAAUUGGCAAAUUAUAAAACAACAAUUUCGGCAGUAAAAAAUAAUUAUUCAACUGAUCAAUCAAUAAAAAAUUGGCAUGUAACAUAUAAAAUUUUAACAAUAGAUGAUGCAUUAUUUGAAAUUAUAAUUCCAUCUAAUAUUCCGAUUGGUCUUUGGCAAAUGAUUAUGCAAAAUAAUGAAAGAUCAAAUUUAUACACUAUGAAUUUAUGCAUUCUGUUUAACCCAUGGCAUAAAGAUGACGAAACAUAUUAUCCAAAUGAAAUAGAAUUAAAUGAAUAUGUACUGAAUGAAUUAGCUGUGAUGCGCAAAUGGAAUCAAAGGGAUGCAUGGCUUUUAGGGCAAUUUAGCGCCAUUUGCAUAAAUACAAUAUUGCAAUUGUUGGAAUUAUGCGUGAAAAAUAAUUUGUUAAAAAUGGAUGAACUUGGAUCAGCUUUUGCAAUUGCAAAAGCAAUUGCUAUAGCUAUUAGUAAAUUUAUAUUAGAAGUUAAAUGGAGUGAUUUUCAACAAAACGAUUGUAAAAAUGAAAUUAUACCGAGUGCAUGGAGUGGCAGUAAAGAAAUUAUGGCAUUGUAUAAGAGAUUUGGUGUUAAAAUAGGUUACGGACAGUCAUGGUGUUACGCUGGUCUUCUUACGUCAAUUUGCCGAUGUGUUGGAAUUCCAUGUCGUAUGGUAACGAUUUAUAAUUUUGCGCCACAAAUUGAUAAUGACGCAUUGAUAAAAUUAGAUAUUAUUGAUGAUUUGCUUGCUGAAAAAAGCAAAGAUACCAUAUGGCAUUAUCAUAUUUGGAAUGAAUUAUGGCUUCAAUCAAAAAUUCUGAGAAAUGAUUACAAUAAAAGUGAAUGGCAUAUUUGUGAUGCUACUCCAAUUAUAAAAGAGGAGGAUAGUUUAUUAAAUGAAAGGAAAGGAUUAUUUCCGGUACGACAAAUUAAAACGGAUAGUGAAAAAAUAGAACCGGAAAAUGAGAAUGAAUAUUACGGAAAGCAACUUUAUAAAAUGCUAAAUGCUACUAUUAUUUGCAAUUAUUACUAUCGUGAUCCAAUAACAUAUAAUCCAAUUUUUGCAUAUUCUAAAAAACAUGGAAAGAAGAUAUCAAAUAAACUUAUCAUAGCAACGAUAACCAGUGAUACUGAUGUGACAAUGAAUUACAAAGGAUCAUUGGAAGAUAGUAAUUGUCACCAAACUGAGUACUUAUCGUUGUUAAAUGAUGAAGGAAUUGGCAGUAUUGAAUUAAAUUUAAGCAAUUUUCAAAAUAUCAGUAUUGAUAAGCCAAUUAAUGGAUCAUUAACAGUCAUAAACAAAUCACAAAUUGAACAAACAGUUAAUGCACAAAUCCAGGUUGACUUAACAAGUUAUACAGGAUUGGUUAUCACACAUGUUUAUCUCUACGAGAAAAUGCUUAUCAUCCGAUCAAAGCAAUGCCAAAAGAUAGAAUUUAGUAUUCCAUCUGAAUACUUUUGUAAUAUGUUUAUGGAAGAUUGGAAUAUUUCUAUAAUAGCAUUUGCAAAAGUUUUACAUAACAAUGAACGAUUUUAUGCUCAACAAAUACUUACACUUCUCAAACCUAUAUUAUCAAUCAAAAAACUUUUACAAAAAGAUUUGAUAUCAACGAGUACUGAUAAAGAAGAGUUUCAAAUUUCGUUAGCAAAUUCAUUAAAUAUUUUAUUAACAAAUUGUGAAAUUAGAAUUGAUGGUACCGGAUUGACAUUUAAUGAUUCACCAAUAUUAUGUGGAUCUAUUGAAGCUUACAAUACUUUAACGAUUACAACAAGCGCAAUAAGAAAGACAAAUUUAAAUGAAAGGAAAAUUGUUGCUGUAUUUAAUUGUGAUCAAUUAAAAAAUGUUCGCACUUAUCUUAUUAGUAAUUAA
This is a messenger RNA of Brugia malayi, 4149 nucleotides long. RefSeq lists its product as uncharacterized. The record is from RefSeq and is a predicted model, not a curated record. Bases 1 to 4149 code for a protein of 1382 amino acids. Lineage: Eukaryota; Metazoa; Nematoda; Chromadorea; Rhabditida; Onchocercidae. Gene Ontology annotation, biological process: peptide cross-linking. The transcript has 16 exons. Gene Ontology annotation, molecular function: protein-glutamine gamma-glutamyltransferase activity.